Messenger RNA from Guillardia theta CCMP2712, 297 nucleotides. RefSeq lists its product as hypothetical. The coding region runs from base 1 to 297 and encodes 98 amino acids. The transcript is spliced from 5 exons. The record is from RefSeq and is a predicted model, not a curated record. Lineage: Eukaryota; Cryptophyceae; Pyrenomonadales; Geminigeraceae.
AUGGUUGGUCUGGAAGGGGAUGUGGUCCAGGUUGCUGCGAAAGAAAGUGGACAUGGUUUCAAUGCAAGACAAGUGGAGUUAAGUCAGGUUCCAUUCUAUACCUUUCGACAGAUGUGUAUCAAGUCGUGCAGUCGCGGCGUGUUUCCCUACCCUCUGAAGGCGGUGGAAGAUUGUGAUUCCACCCUGAUAAGCAGUCGCUACAUCGAUUAUCAGAAAUCGUGCACGUCCAACCCAGCCAACUGCGCACUAGAGCAGGUGGGAUGCCGGGGAAUAUGGAAGAUGGAUGAGUUGAUGUAA